UCGUACUGUGAAUUGCCUCGAAUCUCGUCAAUUUGGCGCUCGAGGGCCUGUUUUGGAUAUAAAUAAGACGAAAUGGUCAAAUUAACAUUUUGAAACCUUUAAUCUACCCAUUAAAGGCAUCGUUCCAGACGGCGGGAGGAAUUUGUAGUGUCGUUACAGUAGAUCUCAGUAUUAUCGAAGCAGAAGGGAUUUAAUUGCUCUGAGUAUCAUGAGUGAGCUGGAGCAGUUGCGGCAGGAGGCGGAGCAGCUGCGCAAUCAGAUCAGAGAUGCCAGGAAAGCAUGCAGCGACUCCAGCCUGUCCCAGAUUACAGCAGGUCUGGAUUCAGUGGGAAGGAUCCAGAUGAGGACGAGGCGAACCCUUCGAGGCCAUUUAGCCAAAAUCUACGCCAUGCACUGGGCCACUGAUUCCAGGUUACUAGUUAGUGCCUCACAAGAUGGCAAACUCAUCAUCUGGGACAGCUACACCACAAACAAGAUGCAUGCCAUUCCUUUACGGUCAUCAUGGGUGAUGACUUGUGCUUACGCUCCCUCCGGGAACUAUGUAGCAUGUGGAGGCCUGGACAACAUCUGCUCCAUCUACAGCCUUAAAACUCGCGAGGGCAACGUCAGAGUCACCAGAGAACUACCUGGACACACAGGCUAUUUGUCCUGUUGUCGCUUUUUGGAUGAUAGCCAGAUAGUUACCAGCUCCGGCGACACCACAUGUGCGCUUUGGGACAUUGAGACCGGUCAGCAGACAACCACGUUUACAGGGCACAGCGGAGAUGUGAUGAGCCUGUCCCUCAGCCCAGACUCUAGGACCUUCGUGUCAGGUGCCUGUGACGCGUCCUCCAAACUGUGGGACAUAAGAGACGGAAUGUGCAGACAGUCUUUUACUGGACAUGUGUCGGAUAUCAAUGCUGUCUGUUUCUUCCCGAACGGUAACGCAUUCGCCACUGGCUCCGAUGAUGCCACAUGUAGGCUGUUUGACCUUCGUGCGGACCAGGAACUGAUGAUGUACUCUCACGACAACAUCAUUUGUGGCAUCACCUCUGUUGCCUUCUCCAAGAGUGGCCGGCUUCUGCUAGCGGGCUACGAUGACUUCAACUGCAAUGUGUGGGACACAUUAAAGGGGGAACGUGCAGGUGUUCUAGCUGGGCACGACAACAGGGUCAGCUGUUUGGGCGUGACCACUGAUGGCAUGGCUGUGGCCACUGGUUCUUGGGACAGCUUCCUCAGGAUAUGGAACUGAUCUCACUGGGUGGGACUCUACAGAACCACUCUUUCCAAUCACAGUCACUGUAGUGCACCUCUGCCACGCAGGACCGUCCCCUUUCCUUCUCCCUCCUACAAAUGGCCUGGUUUUCUUCAGCUUCUCUUUCUUAGACCACACUAUCCUUCCAUCCUGCAGUCAGUCAAAGAGACAAGGACCAGCAUAGAAGACCCUCCACUGGUUCUCUCUCUGUCUCUAGGGCUCAUGUCAGACUUGAGGUGGAGGACAGACUGUAUUCUGUAUAUAUCAGUCAUUCUUCGUGCUUGUAUGUAUAACAUAUGCACUUCUGACAGUGUUUGGAUGUUCUGAUGUGUGGGUACUUGUGGUGGGUGUCUUACUGUCCCCGUUUUCUUUUCCUGCUUAAAGAUUCUUACAUUUUUGCCCCAAUCGUAUGUGCCACGUGCAGAGGCUAAUGUCCCGAACGGAAGGACGAGCUGCGAGGGAAGGGAUGAGGCUGACACAAGGUUGUAGGCUAUUGCGUUAGUCUUGUUGCUUAUGUGUUUGACCUCCGCUAAAGGGAUGUUUCACCCUGAAAUGAAAAUUGUUUAUAUUGUGUUGUUUUAAAUCCAUUUGAUUUGACAAGCAACACACUGGAAAGAUCAGACCAAGCCUGCCUUACAUUCUUUUGUGUUCCACUUAAAAAGGCAUGUUUCAGUUUUGGUGAACUAUAGCAUUUAACUUGGCCAAAUGUGUCUCUUGGUCUGUUCCAUCAUAAAUGGUUCAGUCUCAGGUUGCUAGCGUGUUGUUGUGAGAAUCACUGAUAUAACGAAGCUCAUAUUUGCUGUCCUUUAAACCUGACAAGUGUUUGGCCUGUUUUAGUAUAACUGAUUGUAUUACUGACUGCUGACUGCUAACUCCAACCCAUGUCUUGUGAUCGUUCCAUAUUGUCACUAGGGCUCAAAAGAUGCUUUCCAUGAGCCAACUAGACGCAUGUAUUACAGAAUGAUGGUUAAGCUUGGGUUGAACGGUUUGUUUUCGCAAACAAUAGGCCACCGCUUCUGCCGAAUCUGACUUUCAGCCUUCCCACACACUAUUAACACCUGCCCAUUUGAGAUGAGAAUCUAGGACUGAAUGCUUUUGCACCAGAAGAUAGUCACGUAACACUGAACACACUGAUGUUUCUGCACACGUUUGAAUCUGAAUUUAAUGAUGUAGUGCUUCGGUUGUAUGACAAGCUGAAAACCCUAAGACACAAGCUACACUGUGCGUAUAUUUCACAAAUGUGAGUGGUGAAUGUGUCUUUUCCCUAUGUCAGAAAAAAAGAUUCAGAAAGUAAGCCUUAAUGUCAUAAAUCACUUGAUCAUCAUCAUUCAUUUUGUGCCAAUCGAUACAAAUGAACUCGAUCAGUCUGAAGGUUUUUGUAUGCGUUUUAAAAAUUGUAUCUCUUCUACUUCUCUUUUAAUUCUAGUUGUUGGACUACACACAGGAUUUGGGGCAUUUUAGCCAUUUCUGAGGUAUUAACAAUGCUUGCAGGUUUUAUUAUCCGUUUAUGAUACUAGAAUGCAUUGAGUGUUAUGAAUGAAUUGAUGUUGCUUCAUGCCUUCGUCUCAUGACUUUGCUGUUCAACAGAUAAACUUUUGUUAAGCAUUUGAAUAUUUAAUUAAUCAUGCGGUUAGUUGUGCUAUGAAAGGACAUCCAAACAAAUAAAGGAAACUAAGUGAUGUUCCUCAGGUGUUUACAACAUUUAAACGCUUAAGUUAAGGUACAUGAAGUUGAAUUAAUGUGAAGGUAAAAUGAGUCAGUAUAACAAACAUACCGUAGAUUCAAGAGGGAUUGUGGUUCUGGAAUGACAAGUAUUUAACAAAGUUAGAUUUGAUGAAAUGUUCUGGGUUCAAUUGUGAUUCUUUCAAUGAUACAGACUUAACACUGAGACCAUUUCUAUUACAGCGGUGCCGUGUUAACUUGUAAGAAAUUAAAAUUUUAAUUGUAGUCCAUUUACAGUACAUCUUCCUUGCAUUUACUGUAUGUUCAUCAGAAACAUUUGCAUCAGGAUUUGUGAAGGUGCAAACCUUGCAGUCCAUACAAUCAGAAUAACAAGGGGCAUCAUUUUCUAGGUUCCCAUUAUUAAUCAUGUCGGUCAUGUUGUGACUUCUCUUUAUUGUGAUAUGUUUGUUACUAUAGUAGCUAGAGUGUUUUUGUGGUAAUCAAUAAAAUGCCACAAAACUGUCA
This is a messenger RNA of Triplophysa dalaica, 3421 nucleotides long. RefSeq names its product guanine nucleotide binding protein (G protein), beta polypeptide 4a (gene gnb4a). Gene Ontology annotation, biological process: G protein-coupled receptor signaling pathway. Gene Ontology annotation, cellular component: cytoplasm; heterotrimeric G-protein complex. The coding region runs from base 209 to 1231 and encodes 340 amino acids. Gene Ontology annotation, molecular function: protein binding; signaling receptor complex adaptor activity. The transcript has 10 exons. The record is from RefSeq and is a predicted model, not a curated record. Lineage: Eukaryota; Metazoa; Chordata; Actinopteri; Cypriniformes; Nemacheilidae.